Aspergillus nomiae NRRL 13137 is the source of this 2958-nucleotide messenger RNA. RefSeq lists its product as uncharacterized. Gene Ontology annotation, cellular component: nucleus. The record is from RefSeq and is a predicted model, not a curated record. The transcript has 7 exons. The annotation marks the transcript as partial. Gene Ontology annotation, molecular function: oxidoreductase activity; DNA binding; zinc ion binding. Gene Ontology annotation, biological process: DNA-templated transcription. NCBI's taxonomy places the organism in Eukaryota, Fungi, Ascomycota, Eurotiomycetes, Eurotiales, Aspergillaceae.
GGCAAAAAUGGAACAGGAAGAGCGGUCCUCGCAGCCGGAAAGCACACCGGCGACGCGGCCGAAAUCUCGCUCGGACCAUUUGAUGAAGCGCGUGUCGAGGGCCUGUUUGCAUUGCAGGCAGCGAAAAUCGAAAUGCGAUUUUCGGCAUUUCCUUCUCCUGAGCUAAUCAACAGCUACAGAGAUAGUAACGGCAAUCCUGGAGUACCACCUUGCAAGCGGUGUCUCCGAGAUGGCCGCGAAUGCAUUCUGGGGAGUUCAAACCGUGGAGGUCGCCGUAUCCGCAAGAACAAAAUGAAGAACUUCACCCCAGAAACAACCCUUUCCGGCCGACGGGAAUCUAUUGUUGAAUCGAUCAGCUCAACCGCUUCAGACAAUCGCCAGUCCACAAAUACCUCAUACCCCGGUCCUGUUGUUUUUGUGCCGCCUGAGCCCCCAGCGGCGACGUCAAUAUCGGUAGAUGAUGAAGAUACGGCAUCCAUUGGGUCGGUCCCACGGAAUCCAUCUGAUGCUUGGCAGUGUCUCACAGGCAUUGCCAAAAGAGGUGAUGACGGUCCUACCCCUGAAACGAACACUGAUUCUCUGCGCACAACCCACAGCACCUUCUCCUUCAGUGCUCUCCAGAAUGGCACUGUAACCGACUUCCAACCGAACAGUGGCAUCAAGGCUUACAGACUCGUGCAAUCACGGUCCUUGGACCCGGGAACAGUAUGGCAGUUGGUGGUUCGAUACGCCGAAAAUUUCCAUCCGUAUCUCCCUUUGGUGCCGCGGAAAUACUUUAACCGCGGUGCGCUGGAUUCCUUCGCCACAAAUGAGAAACAUCUGCUCACUGCGGUACUUACAAUCGCAUCGAAGGAUUUAGUCGAACGACCAGAGAUCCACGAAUAUUGCUCGAAAUAUAUGCACGAAUUAAUUUCAGGGAUAGCUGCUGGUGCCGACUGCGAUGUAGAGGCUGUGGAGGCACUUCUCCUACUUGCCGAAUGGGAACCACAGGGUCUUCGUCCCCGUAUCGAGCGCGUCGGUCGUGGUGAGGAGGAUCGAGCUGCAUGGAUGCAUGUUGGUCUAGCCUUACGGUCAGGCUAUUUCCUAGGCUUGGAUCGGACCUCCUUCCGAGGUGAUCCCUCGGGGGAUACGGAGACGGAGGCCCGCAGAAGGCUAGCAUGGACCAGCUGCUACAUUUCGGAUCGGUUAAUAUCUGUCCGUAUCGGACGAGCUUUCUGGUCCCGUGGACCGGGUCCAAUGACAGGCCUUGUCAGUCAAGAUUUCCCUUCUUUACAGCCCAUCAAAGAUGGAGAUGAAGAUUACGCGAGAAUCUUCCAGGCGACCUUGGAUUUAACACAACUUUAUGGGAAUGUUCAUGACGUUCUUUACUCUGGCAUGCGGACAAGCAACCAAAUGAUGCUUAUGGGGGACUAUGUAAAAUACGUGGAUGAUUUUCGUCUCGCGAUUUUGCGAUGGAAGUCACUCUGGGGCUCAUUGCCCUGUUCUACGCCAAUACAAGCUACUUUACAACUCUCAUACGAAUAUCUGAGACUAUACACUAAUGCUUUCGCAUUUCAGGCUGCAAUCUCUCAAUCAAUGGUGUCGAAGUUAAAGAACGAUCAGUCACAGAGGGAACAUCUGAGAUCAACAUUCAAGGAUGUGGCAUCGAUGCAAGAUGCCAGGUUUAUCUAUGAAUCCGUAGAUGCCGCUAAGGCUUACUUGACAAUCCUUGUUGACUUGGUGCACCCAGAGAAACAUCUUCACUUUAUGCCGCUCAGAUUCUAUCUCUACGGAAUUUAUGCAGCUGUUUUUCUAUAUAAGGCUCGAUCGUUUGGAGUUAUGCCAAGUAGCGAGGAAACAAAAGUGCGCGAUCUGGUCACACGAACAACCGACGUACUGAAACGAGCAAGUGCUGGACUGGAUGAUAUUGGCUCACGUUAUUCCCGGCUUCUGGAACUGCUGUGGAAGCCCAAGGCUGCGACAAUUGCCUCCCCAGCUGGAACACAUCAGAGCAGUGAUUUCCAGGUGCAAAGUAAUGCUAUACCCCAUCGCUUGCCUGAGCAAAAAGCCGAUCGCAGUGUCCCUCUCGGACUAUUCUCCGACCCGCUGGAAUAUUAUGCGCGGGACGAAGGAGCUCCGCAUAACCUCUUCCUGUCGUACUUGUACUGUUUCCUUCCGAAGCCAGGAGACACAUAUUUGGACAUCGUUAACAACAUGGAGCGACAAAAUGACAUCACUGGCCGAUUGGCCCUGAUUACUGGAGCCUCUGGAGGGAUCGGGGCAGCUUGUGCUCGCCAGCUGGCUGCCAAAGGCGUCCAUCUUGCCUUGACGUAUUCCACGAAUGUGUCUUCGACAACUGCACUCGCUGAGGAACUCAAAUCCAAACACUCAGAUAGCUACAAUCUCCGGAUCUCAGUCCAUAAGGUGGAUGUGUCUUCGGCGGACGAAAUUCAACGUAUGUUUGAGGAGAUCGACCAACAACAUGGUAAGCGACCGGACAUCUUAGUCUCCAAUGCUGGAUACGGCAAGCGUAUCCCACAGAUAUGGGACAUUCCCCUCGAAGAAUUCGAUUAUACAAUCAAUGUGAACCUACGUGCUUCAUUCAUCUUGGUGAAGGGCGUGGUGGAGCACAUGAAGAGUCAGCGAUGGGGUCGGAUAGUAUUCAUGUCCUCAAUUGCCGGCCAGGGAGGUGGGAUUAAUGGAUGUCAUUACGCCGCUUCGAAAGGUGGAAUGACGGGUAUGAUGAAGAAUCUUUCCACCAGACUAGCUGAAUACAACAUUAGCGUCAACGAUGUUGCGCCUGCCAUGAUCGGUGAAACCGGUAUGAUCCCCAGCGCCACCGCCAUUCCUGAGGUUGCCGCAGGCAUCCCUUUGGGCCGACUAGGCCUUCCAGAUGAAGUCGCCAAUGUGGUGACGAUGCUUGUGACCACCGGUUAUAUGACUGGCCAAAGUCUGUUGCUUGGGGGAGGUUUGAAAUAG